CUCGAAACAAAUGACAAAUGACUGUGAAUGAAAAGUCCUAUUCUAUUGUGAACGUGAACAUCUUGCUUGGGAGCUGCAAGUUAAAAAUUUAAAUACCAAGAGCAUGAAUAUUUUGGUAUUUCUAACUGAAAAUGCCUUUCAGAAUUUGUAUGGUGUCGGAUUUUUUCUUUCCAAACAUGGGUGGAGUAGAAGAGCACAUAUACAAUCUUUCCCAAUGUCUCUUACAAAAAGGUCAUAAAGUAAUAGUCCUAACACACAGCUAUGAGGAUCGAGUUGGUGUUCGGUACAUGACAAGUGGUCUCAAGGUGUAUUAUUUACCAAUUAAAGUGUUCUAUAACCAAUGUGUUCUUCCAUCAAUGGUUUCAAAUGUAGGUCUUAUAAGGUACAUUCUUGUAAGGGAGAGAAUUGAUAUAAUUCAUGGCCAUUCUGCGUUUUCCGCUUUAGCACAUGAAGCUUUGUUGAUAGGAAAUUUGAUGGGUAUGAAGACAGUAUUCACGGAUCAUAGCCUGUUUGGAUUUGCAGAUGCAAGUGCUGUGAUAACUAACAAAUUCAUACACAUUUCAUUAUCAGACUGUAAUCAUUGCAUUUGCGUUUCACACACUGGAAAGGAGAAUACAGUAUUAAGAGCUAAAAUGGAGUCUUGGAGGGUUUCUGUAAUUCCCAAUGCUGUUGAUACCUAUUCCUUUACACCAAAUGUGGAUCAGAGAUCAAAGAAUAAAAGUAAGUUUACAGUUGUUGUGGUGUCCAGGCUGGUUUAUAGGAAAGGUGUCGAUUUAACAGCCCAAAUAAUUGGAGAUUUGUGUGACAAACACAAAGAAGUGUGUUUUUUGAUAGCCGGAGAUGGACCUAAGAGAGGGUUAUUAGAAGAAAUACGUGAAAGAAGAGGCCUUCAAGAUAGAGUUAUACUAUUAGGCGGCCUAGAACAUUCCCAAGUGCGAUCGGUGUUGGUCAAAGGAGAUAUAUUUCUUAACACAUCACUUACUGAAGCUUAUUGUAUGGCUAUUGUAGAAGCUGCGUCAUGUGGUUUGAAAGUAGUUUCAACAAGAGUGGGAGGAAUUCCUGAAGUUUUACCAGAUAGCUUGAUCUAUUUGACAAAUGCAACAGUUCCAUCCUUAAUGAAAGGUAUGGAAGAUGCUAUAAACGAUUUGAAAGCCGAAAAAGUGAUGUGUCCAUAUGAGUGCAAUAUUACAGUUAGGAAAUUCUAUAACUGGAAAGACAUUUCUUCCAGAACUGAGAUUGUGUACCAAAAAGUGAUUAAAGAAGCUAAUAAAGACUUGGGACAUCAUCUAAAGAGCUACUUGAAGAGUGGAGUUUGGCCUUUUGUAUUGGUUGUCUCUCUAGUUUAUUUAAUGUUAAGAAUUUACGAGUAUAUAGUACCACGGAGAAAUAUAGACAUAGCUACAGACUACAACCAAAAGACAAAAAAGAAAUUUCAAUAAGUACUAAAAUAUAAUGUUACACCCAAGUUAAAUAUUUUAAUGCAACUGUGAUAAUAUAUGUUAAAAAAGUUUAUUAGAACUUUGUAAUAUAUAUUUUUUUUAUUUGUA
Messenger RNA from Diabrotica virgifera virgifera (western corn rootworm), 1547 nucleotides. It is a transcript of the gene PIG-A, whose product is annotated as phosphatidylinositol N-acetylglucosaminyltransferase subunit A. The transcript is spliced from 8 exons. Lineage: Eukaryota; Metazoa; Arthropoda; Insecta; Coleoptera; Chrysomelidae. Bases 132 to 1439 code for a protein of 435 amino acids. Gene Ontology annotation, molecular function: phosphatidylinositol N-acetylglucosaminyltransferase activity. The record is from RefSeq and is a predicted model, not a curated record. Gene Ontology annotation, biological process: GPI anchor biosynthetic process. Gene Ontology annotation, cellular component: glycosylphosphatidylinositol-N-acetylglucosaminyltransferase (GPI-GnT) complex.